GAGUGAUGUUCUCGCUAACCCUAAUACGGCGGAGAAGAAACCAAGGUCCUCUUCCCCCUUCGUGCGGCGGUGACAUGAUGCCGUUUGCGCUUCUUCACAUCAGGCAAAACGGUCUGAGUGAAGGCUUCAUGAUUAAUCUCAUUGAUUCACUCCCUCACUGCGUCGUCUUCAAUGCUUCUUCGAUCUGAAAGGCGGUGAUUUCUUAGUAUAAAUAUGUGGAGGCUAGCAAGCAAUGGGGCAAGCCGGAGCAAGCACGGAGCAAGCAGAGCUGAUGGACCAAGUGACGGGCAUAUCAAGAUGGAUAGCCAUGGAACAAGUUACGGAAAGUGUGAUGAGAGAGAUAGCAAAGUCGAUUGCUUCAGUUCAAGCUCUCACAUGGGAGGUGAUAGGCUCUCAGACAUGGGAGAGCGCUGGAGUAAGAAACAGAGAGAACGAGAUGGAGAGCAACAGAGUAAGUGACAGAGAUAUUGAGAUGAAGAGCGUGACGGAGAAGUCGAGAUAUAGACACGAAGCAACCCAAGUGUUUCCAAGAAUUCAUUCACUUCCCUUAACUUCAUAGGUUGCUUGAUGUUAUUUGAUCUCUAGAUAUUGGCAUCGUUCACGAUUCUUAAAGGUAAUUAAUCAAAUAUUUUCCAUACAUGGGCUUUUCACAAGGAAGAACCAAGAGACACAAUGAGAUGUCAAUGAACCAAAUCUGGAUGCUUUUCUCAUGAAUUAUGACUAUACAUUUCUUCUUCUUUUGAGCUUCUGAGCAUCAAAUAUGUUUACACAAUAACGAUAUAAAUCAUGUAUUUAUGAUUAAUGA
This is a messenger RNA of Brassica oleracea var. oleracea, 805 nucleotides long. RefSeq lists its product as uncharacterized. The record is from RefSeq and is a predicted model, not a curated record. NCBI's taxonomy places the organism in Eukaryota, Viridiplantae, Streptophyta, Magnoliopsida, Brassicales, Brassicaceae. The transcript has 4 exons. Bases 233 to 559 code for a protein of 108 amino acids.